Molecule: messenger RNA, 270 nt
Organism: Ostertagia ostertagi
Lineage: Eukaryota; Metazoa; Nematoda; Chromadorea; Rhabditida; Trichostrongylidae
Source: the annotation of a GenBank genome assembly
GAGAAAGCUGUAAAUGUGUCCGAAUUGCGUCAUGCUGAGCAUGACGAUGAACGUGUGCAGAAACCAGAAUGGUCUGUGGUGAUUGGUGUUUGCACCCAUCUUGGGUGUGUACCUAUUGCCAAUGCCGGUGAUUUCGGUGGUUAUUUCUGCCCAUGCCAUGGAUCUCAUUAUGAUGCAUCCGGUCGUAUAAGAAAGGGACCAGCCCCGUUGAACCUUCAUGUGCCAGCCUACUCUUUCAAGGGUAAUGUUGUAGUGAUCGGUACAUCCUAA